Molecule: messenger RNA, 2165 nt
Organism: Myxocyprinus asiaticus (Chinese sucker)
Lineage: Eukaryota; Metazoa; Chordata; Actinopteri; Cypriniformes; Catostomidae
Exons: 9
Coding region: 236-1399 (387 amino acids)
Molecular function (GO): cell-cell adhesion mediator activity
Source: RefSeq, a predicted model, not a curated record
CUGUGUGCUUCAGUGAGUGAGUGAGGGGCGGAGGAAGAAUUGCUAUUCAGUUGGAUUUGUGUUGAAGACUGUGUUGUGCAUAUCUACAGCUGACAGCAGAGCGGAUCUACACCCCAGAGAUGGCAGCCCUUCAGUAAGAUGUUGGAAAAGACACUAAUUGAAGAAAAUUAUCACCGUUGCUGUCCCCAAUCAAGGCUGACCUAGAAUGUUAAAUGCUCUGAUAUAAAGGGCUAAGAUGUUUGUGGUCUCCUUGCCAAGAUGUCUACACGUCUGGGUGUCCUUGGCAUUGGUGUCCAGACUACAAGGCAGGGUCUCGGCUCCAGCACACCUGGAAGCCCUGGUGGAACAUCCCUUCACUCUGAGCUGCACACUGGUCAAGGCUAAAGGAGAAUCAGUUCAUCAGAUCCGCUGGAUGGAUGUGCAGAACCAGACAUUAAUCGCUUACCAGCCUGGUCAGCAAGACAGCUUGAGCGGUCAACAGCAUGUGGAGCUGGCUGCCUCCCCCCGUGAUGCCAGUGCUAUCACCAUCAAACGAGUCAGCUACAGGGAUGAGGGAUGCUACACUUGUAUCUUUGAUAUUUACCCCAGAGGAUCAAGGGAGGGACAGACCUGCCUUACUGUUACAGCAACAGUGAUUCCAGAUGGUAACAAGACUGCAGUGGGUGGUAAACACACCUCUCUGGCCUGUCGGUUUGGCCUGCCGGAGAAAGUCAAGCAGGUGUUGUGGAAGAAGAUUGUGAAUAAGGCAGAAUCUCGCGAAGUUGCAUUUUUUGCUAAGCAGAGUGAUCCUGUAAUUGAAGAAGAGUAUGUGGACCGUGCAAGUCUAAGCCCUUCCCUGUCUGACACCCAACUUACAUUAUGGCCAGUCAAGACUGAAGAUGAGGGCUGCUACACCUGUGAGUUCCACACGUACCCAGAUGUCACUAAGAGUGCCACAAGUUGCCUCACUAUAUUUGUCCUGCCCAAACCUCAAGUAAGCUACAAGACCACAUCUCCAGGAGUGAUUGAGGCUAACUGUACUGCCAUUGCCCGGCCACAGGCUGAAAUAGUGUGGAAUGUGGAGGGUGAUAACAGGACCAUUGGUCCACCUGUGUCCACCGCUAUCCAGCAGAGUGACGGCACUACUCUGGUCAUCAGUACAUUGACCAUACGGGCUGGACUCUUGAAAGAUGUCUCUGUCAAAUGUCUUGUUCACCACAAAGGACUGGAGACUGCCAUUGCUGUUUCUAUGAACACUAAGAUCGGGACAGCGCUUGCUAUCCUGAUAUCAGUGACAACAGUAGCAUUCCUUCUGGUUCUCUGCUUGUGUUUCUGUUUGUGGAAGUGUGUCCUGCGUAAGGAUGAGCCCGAAGAGCAGCGCUUGCCAAGAAGAGGCAGAGAAGACAGAGAAACAGAGUGAAUGAUUCUGAUCAUGGCAGAAGACAAGGUUCAGUUUACAAUAUGGAUAUGCUGAGACACCUAUGAAGAAGAAAAUCUCAUGUCGUCAUUUUCCCUGCUUUUCCAGCCAAAGAAGACCAGAUUUCUUUAAAUGAAGAAAGAUAUUAUUCACAUUUUAAAUCCUUGGGUUUAAGUAAGAUAUAACUAAUAUGAAGGUUAGAGUAAGGGGCCGUUCUCACAGGACGAGUUCUUGCAUUCAAACACAGCUUGACGCAACACAGCAGAAUGGAAUAGAACACAUGGGUCUCAAGAUGCGUUUUUAAAAGUUUUAAUUAUUUUAACUUGACACUCCGUCUUUUGAAUGCAGCACUCAGGGGGCAAGAUGAUGAAAAAACAGCAUCCAUCUAGGCUGGGCAUUUUUACUUUGACCAAUAGUUGGACAAAAUAUUGGUUCCUGUGUGAACGGCCCCUAUAAGGCACAGUGCCUAAGGAAAGUAUAACUAAUAUGAAAGUUAGAGUAAGAAUGCAUGUUAGCAUUGCCUAUAGAUGGGUUUAAUUAACUGAGUAUUUGUGUGUUUAAAUGUUUGGAAUUUAGAGUCCCCCUACACAUAAUUGUUGUGAAUAAUUAAAAUGUUGAGGAAUAAAUUACAGUCUCUAUUGAAAAAGCUGCAUGGUUCUAUGAAAGCUUUUUGGUUUACUGAUACUUGCAUUAUGAGCAAAUAUAUAACUUUUACAGUUUUGUUAUAAUCUUGCACAAUUUCACACAUCACUUUGUUUAUGUUUUAUGU